Messenger RNA from Hermetia illucens (black soldier fly), 534 nucleotides. RefSeq lists its product as uncharacterized. Bases 108 to 533 code for a protein of 141 amino acids. Gene Ontology annotation, cellular component: extracellular region. Gene Ontology annotation, molecular function: chitin binding. NCBI's taxonomy places the organism in Eukaryota, Metazoa, Arthropoda, Insecta, Diptera, Stratiomyidae. The record is from RefSeq and is a predicted model, not a curated record. The transcript is spliced from 2 exons.
GUGGAAUUUAUAUCAGAUAAAUAAGAGCUGAUUUCAGCCAAAUUUUUCAUUUGUCCUCUUUCUGUUAUCGAAUUAGCAUUUGCUCGCUGCACUUGAUAAAAUUCGAAAUGUACAAAGCAAUCAUUACCUUUUCCCUUUUGGCGGUAUUUUUGACCCCGCGUCCUUGCCAAGCAGCACCUAUAACCUGCGUUGGAUUACCAGACGGGAAAACAUUUGCCAAUCCGGAUACUGACAAAGAGUUCUACAUUUGUAUCGGAGGGAUACCAGUGAGUCAAAAAUGCAAAGACGGUUUGGUAUUUGUCCCCGCCAAUGGGUUCUGCGUUAAAGGACAAGGUGGUGUUGUAACACCUCCACCAGUGGCUCCAAAUGUUUGUCUGAAUCAAGCGAAUGGCAUGUUGUUCCCACAACCCGGAAGCAGUACAGGAUAUAUAAUGUGUGAAAACAAUCAAAUGCUCUACAAGGAUUGUGACAAAAAUUGGGUGUUUGAUCAAUUCUAUGGUGUGUGUGUUUCAAAAGGAAGUUGCUCCGCAUAAA